This is a messenger RNA of Brienomyrus brachyistius, 3355 nucleotides long. Its product is annotated as rho GTPase-activating protein 24. The transcript is spliced from 7 exons. Gene Ontology annotation, cellular component: focal adhesion. Gene Ontology annotation, molecular function: GTPase activator activity. Lineage: Eukaryota; Metazoa; Chordata; Actinopteri; Osteoglossiformes; Mormyridae. Gene Ontology annotation, biological process: negative regulation of Rac protein signal transduction; wound healing, spreading of epidermal cells; signal transduction. The record is from RefSeq and is a predicted model, not a curated record. Bases 769 to 2553 code for a protein of 594 amino acids.
GUUCAUUUGGCACACAUGGGCUGGAGGUGGAAAAAAGGAAGUCGAUGAACGGGGAAACGAGGGACAUGGGAAAGAGAGGAGCUGAAGGAGCAUUUAAGCUGCAGAGAAGAUUCCAUGAGGCGAAGAUCUCCAGUCCUGCUACCGAAGGCGGAAAGUGCUGGAAUGUGGUGGCCUUUCGCUUCUUAUUUGAUUAGACUAAUGGUUCCCAUCGCCUACUCAGCAGUUGCCUUACGAUGCUCAGCAGUCAUAAAUUCUUCAGAUUUUUUCAGCUGUGAAGGACUGAAGAGCAAGUCUACCUGAAAGAGGUGAAGAUUCGUACUUGAACUUUGAUACAAAGCGGUUUCAUUUAAUCCAGGUCCUUAGCAAUACUUUGGCUAAAUCUGGAUGCCCUUCUUCAGGACUUGUUUGUUUUAUACAUAGAGUACAGCGCCGGUGGGAGUAUUUUUGGGCCGGGCUCGCGGAGAGACUAAAAAAGGGAUGCAGCCAGGCUAGCGGAAGAGAGAAGAACCUUAUCCGUACACCUGAAAGAGAAACGGCGUAAGGAAGGCUGAAGGAGAAGAUGUUUACUAAACAAGAGCAGUAGGAGCAGAUAAAGGAGGUGGAGCCAAGACGCGAGGUGACACGUCACGCCGGGACGCGACUCGCUGGCAUUCGCAGACCGGGUUCUCAGAGUCCCGCAGCGGCUUUCCCUGGCGUAUGGCCUGAGCGCGACAGGCAGGCAGGGGGCCAGAGCGGGGCAAGCAAAGCCCGCGGGGUGACAGCUGAGAGAUGCCUGAGGGCACCCGAACCACCGGCAGGACCGGCGUGCAGCUCUCCCACACCGUCUACAGGAAGAUCAAGAGGGCACUCAGCUUCCGGAGACGUGUGUUCGGGCAGCGCCUGGAGGAGACUGUCGUGUAUGAGCGGCGGUACGGCGAGCGCGUGGUGCCCCUAGUGGUGGAGCAGUGCGUGGCAUUCAUCCGUCAGCAAGGCCUCCAGGAGGUGGGGCUGUUCCGGCAGCCUGGACAGGCAACGCUGGUGAAGGAGCUGCAGGAAGCCUUCGACAGCGGAGAGAAGCCCUCAUUCGACAGCAGCACGGACGUGCACACGGUGGCCUCGCUGCUCAAGCUGUACCUGAGGGAGUUGCCGGAGCCCGUCGUGCCGUUCUCGCAAUACCAAGACUUCCUUUUCUGCGGGAAGAUGAUUCAGGCAGACAGAAAGCAGGGCUUGGAGGAGCUUAGGAGGCUUUUACAGGAGCUGCCUGUGGUCAACUUCAACCUGCUGCAGUACAUCUGCCAGUUUUUAUACGAAGUUCAGUCCUUUUCAGACUGCAACAAGAUGAGCACCCAGAAUUUGGCCACCGUGUUCGGGCCCAACAUCCUACGACCCAAAGCCGAAGAUCCCGAGAGCAUCAUUGAAGGGACGGCGGCGGUACAGCAGCUGACGGCGGAGCUCAUCAGCGAGCAUGGAGUCCUGUUUGUCAGAGACGGGGACGCCGAGAGCAGAACCACUUCCGGAUCCGGUGGCUUCCUUUCCCCUGGACGCACUGGGAAGGGCGUCGCAGAACCAGCUGCACGGUCACACCGCUCAUACCUAGAACCUUCCGAAAAAGCACUCCCCGUUCACCAGCUGGGCUCUCGGUCAUCCCUGUCUCCUGUAACUAACGAGCUCUCCCACAGCCCGUCCCGCUCGACCGUACCCGCAAGCCAGGCUUUCAACCUGCCCCCCCCGGGCCCCAGUGACCCGGCACGUGAUAACACACGCUCGACCUUCUCCGACUCCUCUAAAACAGGAGCCACUCCUCCCACAGCUGCGCCUCCGCCGGCCUCCUCAGAGGUUCCCACGCCUAUGUCGGGGCCGGAUGGCUGUGGUCCAAGAGCAGCUCCAGUGAGGAUGCAGGACGGAGGACGUGGCGGCUUGCGGGACCGGCACAGGAGCGCCGGCGCGUACGACAGCACCCUGUCCGUCUACAACAACAUCGACGCGGGUUUCGCCGCCCGUGCCAGCAGCGCGCCACCCCUGGACGCCACGGAGAAUGGGUCGCCAAGCUCCAGCAGCAGUCCGUGGUCCUCCUGCGAGAUCCUCCUCCAGGAUGAGGGCGCCGGCAAGGCACCAGGCCCCAGCCACUCCCCCUCUCUGAGGGCGGAGCCCGAGGAGCCCCGGGUGAACUCAGCAGCCUCCUCGGCGCUGACAGAGACCGUCCUGAGCAGUGGCAGCAGUGACGUCUUCCUGCCACCCCUGUCGCCCCCACCCUCCAGCGCCAUGCAGUUCCUAUUGGCCGGUCUCCAGCAGCAGAUGGCCAGACAAAAGGCAGAGUACGAGGCACGCAUAAAAAGCCUGGAGCAGCGUAACCAGGCCCUGCAGGACGAGGUGGCAGGGCUGCAGGCCAGCCUGGAGGAGCAGAGGCAGCGCCACAGCGUGGCCGAGAUGAAGAUGCGUAACGCCGAGCGCGCCCGCUCCGACGCCGACCGCCGCAACGCCGCGCUGCAGCACGAGAUGGAGCAGUUCUUCGACACCUUCGGCGAGCUCGACUUCGAGGCCAAGAAGACGGAGCGCAUCCUGAAGAGCUUCUGACCUCCGGGGUGGAGGGAUGGCGUCAGGGACCAGCGCCGGCCUCCGCGGCUCGCAGCCAGGGACGGCUCAACCAGAAUUAAAUAGUCAAUCAGAAGGCCUUUGUCGUUAGAAUGUCUGGACAUCUUCUCAGGACUUUGAACGACUUUUUAAAUAACCAGACAGGGUUUUAUUGGCCGGGAGAGUAAUGAUUCCCAACCACCACAGCUUCCAUCCCUUCUACGCUUUUUACGGCCAACCAGACAGAUACAUGCAACCUCGCUUCUUCAUCCCAAUUCUCCAGGGGAAUACGGCUAAAUGGUUAGUCUUUACUUGGUCACCAGGAAUUAGUUAAGAUGACUGCAAAGUCUGAAUCAUUCCAGGUUCUAACUAUCCAUCAUUAAAUCUCUACAAGUGCAGGGCUAAACCUACAAGUGCUAUUAUCCAGCAUUGCAGUGCAGAGUAGAUACAAAUAUCUUUUUUACAUUUAAUUCAUCCAUUCAUUUUACAAGCUCUUAUGGGGUUGAGGGGCCUGGAGCCUAUAACAGGAAGGACAGGGGGCUGGGGUGCAUCCUGGAUGGGUUUCUAGUCCAUCACAGGACAUUUACAACCACACAAUAACUAGAGGCAAUUUAGAGACAACAGUAAGUUUGAUGAAGUGCAACUCCAAGUCAGGAAGAACAAACGUCACACACACCAGGUGGAGAUGGGGUCCAGACCCCCAACACUAGAGAUGUGAGGCAACAGCGCCACCUGCUGAGCCAUCACAUCACUCCACAGUGGAAUCGAUAGACAUAUCAAUAAAACAUUUACGUUCCAGAUCUCA